Molecule: messenger RNA, 1139 nt
Organism: Homarus americanus (American lobster)
Lineage: Eukaryota; Metazoa; Arthropoda; Malacostraca; Decapoda; Nephropidae
Product: apomucin-like
Exons: 5
Coding region: 33-947 (304 amino acids)
Source: RefSeq, a predicted model, not a curated record
CUCACCACUACACACACUGUGACUCUGACAACAUGUGGGUACAUCAGCUGGUUCUCCUGGUCUCCCUGGCCAUGGUGGUGUGUGGGGGCGUGGUGAGCGAGGCGGGCCUGGCUGGUCGACAGGGGUCAGGCGCCGCCUUGUGUCAGUCCACCGUGACGCUCGACUUCUCCUUCGACCAGCCUCAAGUUAAUUGUGCUCCUUGUGAAGAGACACUGCAGAUGGUGGCAGCUGGCCCAGUGUACACACGUAAUGGUCGUCUGGCUGUGCUGGGCCUCAUGGUGAUGGUCGAACACAACAUGGACGGUAGCAUGACCUGCUCCCUCGUGCAUGACGAGCCAGAUGUUCAGCUCCUUCAGUCACAGCUACAGAGGGAGGCUUGUGGUGGAUCAUCAACCAUAUCUUCGACAGUGGUGACACAAUCCUCAGGUGCUACAGGAGUGACACAAUCCUCAGGUGCUACAGGAGUGACACAAUCCUCAGGUGCUACAGGAGUGACACAAUCCUCAGGUGCUACAGGAGUGACACAAUCCUCAGGUGCUACAGGAGUGACACAAUCCUCAGGUGCUACAGGAGUGACACAAUCCUCAGGUGCUACAGGAGUGACACAAUCCUCAGGUGCUACAGGAGAGACACAAUCCUCAGGUGCUACAGGAGAGACACAAUCCUCAGGUGCUACAGGAGUGACACAAUCCUCAGGUGCUACAGGAGUGACACAAUCCUCAGGUGCUACAGGAGUGACACAAUCCUCAGGUGCUACAGGAGAGACACAAUCCUCAGGUGCUACAGGAGUGACACAAUCCUCAGGUGCUACAGGAGUGACACAAUCCUCAGGUGCUACAGGAGUGACACAAUCCUCAGGUGCUACAGGAGAGAACCUAGUCACAGAGACCACCACCAACCAUUACACAGAAGACACUGAGACACCGGUUGAAUGUAUCCAAAAAUAAUUUGAUCCCACCACAGGUUGUAAGGGAUUGUAGUAUGGCCUCAUUCAGUUAUAAAACUUGUGUAGAAUAUCCCAUUAAAAUCAUGAAAAAUAAAAGCAUUGGAACAAUUCGGUUUUGCCCUUAAAUUUAAACACUUGUUGGUGAAUGUAUUUUAAUUACAGAGGAGAUAAAUAAGUAAAAUUUUAAACCAAA